This is a messenger RNA of Durio zibethinus, 2185 nucleotides long. The record is from RefSeq and is a predicted model, not a curated record. NCBI's taxonomy places the organism in Eukaryota, Viridiplantae, Streptophyta, Magnoliopsida, Malvales, Malvaceae.
GAUACUUAGUAUUAUAGAUAAAACGACCUGUGAAAAUGUAGGAAAACAUAUUGUUUUUCUAGAAAAGAAAGGAGGGAAAAGAAAAUACAAUUUCUACGUAACAAAGAAAGAAUUACAGAGAGAGAGAGAGAAAGAAUGUUAUUCUGUUGAAAAGGUAAAACAUGGUAACGGAUACAAAAUUAUAUACAAAAAAAAAAAGUUAUUUAUUUUUUCCAAAUGCAUUUCAUUUUUCCCAAUUUAGAUUCCAACCAACGCUCCUCCACGGCGCCAUAUCAAACAGGAGAAUAUAAUAAAUAAUAACAGAAGGAAAAAAAAAAAUUGCGAUCUAUUCGAUUAGACCCGAAAUAAGAAAACAGAUCUUUGACCAUGAGCUCAGACACAUACGGUGGAGAAUUGCCAGCGCAGGGAUCGAGCGGGAAGGCGAGUUCGACAUCAUCAGCGGACAAGCAAAAGGAGAAGGCGAGAGUGAGCAGGACUUCGUUGAUCUUGUGGCAUGCUCAUCAGAACGACGCCGGCGCUGUACGCAAGCUUCUUGAGGAAGAUCGGUCUUUGGUCCACGCUAGGGACUACGACAACCGUACGCCUCUCCACGUUGCUUCACUUCACGGCUGGAUUGACGUUAGCAAGUGCCUCCUUGAUUGUGGCGCCGAUGUCAACGCCCAAGAUCGCUGGAAGAAUACGCCUUUAGCUGAUGCAGAAGGAUCUAAGAAACAUAAUAUGAUCGAGCUAUUAAAAUCAUAUGGUGGAUUAUCUUACGGCCAAAAUGGAAGCCAUUUCGAACCAAAGCCAGUUCCACCCCCUCUACCAAACAAGUGUGACUGGGAAAUUGACCCUUCUGAGCUGGACUUCUCAAAUUCAAAUAUCAUAGGGAAGGGGUCAUUUGGUGAGAUUUUAAAGGCCAGUUGGCGAGGAACGCCUGUAGCUGUCAAACGGAUUCUUCCAUCACUUUUAGAUGACAGAUUGGUGAUUCAGGAUUUCCGGCACGAAGUGAAUUUGCUUGUAAAGCUCCGCCAUCCUAAUAUAGUUCAAUUCCUUGGAGCUGUCACUGAGAGAAAGCCUCUUAUGUUAAUUACUGAGUAUUUAAGAGGGGGUGAUCUUCACCAGUAUCUCAAGGAAAAGGGUGCACUUCAUCCAUCCACAGCCAUCAACUUUGCAUUGGACAUUGCUAGGGGUAUGGCUUAUCUUCACAAUGAGCCAAAUGUCAUUAUUCAUCGAGACCUAAAACCCAGGAAUGUGCUUUUGGUCAACUCCAGUGCAGACCAUUUGAAAGUUGGAGACUUUGGACUGAGCAAGCUCAUCAAGGUUCAAAAUUCUCAUGAUAUCUACAAAAUGACUGGCGAGACAGGGAGUUAUCGUUAUAUGGCUCCUGAAGUUUUCAAGCACCGGAAAUAUGAUAAAAAGGUUGAUGUUUUCUCCUUCGCUAUGAUACUUUAUGAGAUGCUUGAAGGAGAACCACCAUUCUCAAAUUAUGAGCCUUAUGAAGCAGCUAAGUACGUUGCAGAAGAACACCGGCCUUUUUUUCGUUCAAAAUUAUACCUCCCCGAACUGAGAGACUUAACAGACAAGUGUUGGGCUGCUGACGCUAACCAAAGACCUUCUUUCUUGGAUAUUCUCAAGAGGCUUGAAAAGAUCAAGGAAAAUGUACUUACAGAUCACCAUUGGAAUAUAUUCAAUGCAUGAUAUUCAAGAUUUUAUGUAGAUGAUAUAAAUCCUGUUUCCCUCCCGUCGUCUCCGGCCCGCCCAUUUGUGACAACGGUAUUUUGAAUAGACUCACUAAUCACCUCGUGAUAGAUGCUGCCAUGACACGAUUUCCUCUAUUCUUGCCAAAUUCAAUCUUGAAAUUAGAUGUCUGCUUUUCAACUGUUAUUAUAUUUUAAUACAAGUAAAUCUAGGCCACGCAGAUUGACAUAUAUAAAAUGUUUCCUCAUCUUACAGAGCUUUAUUUUUCAUCCUUCAAUUGUAAUCCCUUGAAGUCACUAUUGAUUAUGAAGAGCAAUAACAGGCAAAGCAAAUUCUUGUGUUCUAUUAGUGUCUGUUUGGAAAUGGUUGGACAAAGUCGUGAAGUCUUUAGGCUGAAUUUCUUGUAAACAAUGAAGCUUUCUCAUUAUCAUUUGUCCAUUCAUUCGACUUUUAUAUUCUAAGCUUUGCAUUUUGAUUGGGGAAUUUCGUUUUUUUUUUUUUUUUU